Molecule: messenger RNA, 1629 nt
Organism: Striga hermonthica
Lineage: Eukaryota; Viridiplantae; Streptophyta; Magnoliopsida; Lamiales; Orobanchaceae
Source: the annotation of a GenBank genome assembly
CCUAAGUCGAGCCCGGACGCGUGCUGCCCAGUACUGGCGACCGCGCAGCCCAAGCCUUGCACUCGCGGACGCACGUCACGCCAGCCCGCACACUCGCACACCCGCGUGCUCGCGGAAAGGCUAGCGACCUCGAAAGUGAUCCAUCGCAUAUACUCGCGCCCUCGCAGGAAAUGCCGCGACCUCGAGAGUCCGCGCAUGCCUGCGCAGCGCUCGAUCGCCCAACGCCUACACUCGCGACCACGCGAGUUCCAUAUGCGCAAGCCCGCGACCGCGCGAAUCUGCCAGCGACGUCGAGAGCUUCUUUUUCCCAGCGUCCGCGCCGCGAAUCUUCACGCGAGCCCGAGACUGCCCGCCAAUGCCCGCGCCUGUACUGACGCUCCGCACGCACCAACCAUUCGCACGCCUGCGACCACGCAGAUAUGCACGCGAGUUCGAGAGUGUCUCCGCGCCCGUGCAACCGAGGCAACGCGGCCGGUGGUGGUGGUGGACUCGCAGGAGGCCGGCGUGAGGCUCGUCCACAUGCUGAUGGCGUGCGCGGAGGCCGUACAGCAGGGGAACGCGAAGCUGGCCGAUGCCCUGGUCAAGAACAUCGGCGUGUUGGCCGUAUCUCAGGUGGGGGCCAUGAGGAAGGUGGCCACAUACUUCGCCGAGGCCCUGGCCCGAAGGAUCUACCGGAUUCGCCCGCCGGAAUCCCUCGGCCCCUCGUACAGCGACAUUUUGCAGACCCAUUUUUACGAGACGGGGCCUUAUCUCAAAUUCGCGCACUUCACGGCCAACCAGGCGAUUCUCGAGGCGUUCGCCGGAGCUGAUAGGGUCCACGUGGUCGAUUUCAGCCUGAAACAGGGGAUGCAGUGGCCAGCCUUGAUUCAGGCUUUGGCCGUGCGGCCCGGCGGCCCGCCAGUUUUUAAGCUGACGGGGAUAGGGCCGUCCCAGCCCGAUAACGGUGAGGCCUUGGAGCAUGUGGGUCUGAAAUUGGGACAGCUGGCGGAGACUAUAGGGGUCAAGUUCGAAUUUCGUGGCGUAGUGGCUAAUUUCUUGGCCGAUCUGGAUCCGAGCUUGUUUGGUGGCGGGCCCGGAGAGGGCGAGUCGCUGGCCGUGAACUCUGUUUUCGAGCUUCACGGGCUUUUAUCCAGGCCCGGUGAGAUUGACAAGGUUCUGGGUUUAAUCCGAGCGAUGAAGCCGGUAAUCGUGACGGUGGCCGAGCAGGAGGCGAACCACAACGGUGGCAGUUUUAUGGAGAGGUUCGACGAGGCCCUCCAUUACUACUCCACCAUGUUCGACUCGCUCGAGGGAUUCGGGCCGACGCGGCCCGAAACCCAGGACCUGGCGAUGACGGAGGUGUACCUCGCGCGGCAGAUAUGCAACGUGGUGGCGUGCGAGGGGGAGGAGCGGGUCGAGCGGCACGAGCGUCUGGAACGGUGGCGGCGGCGGUUGGGGGCCGCGGGGUUCGAGCCGGUCCACCUGGGCUCGGAUGCUUUCAGGCAGGCUGGCUUGCUGCUGGAGCUCUUCGCCGGCGGGGACGGGUACAGCGUGGAGGAGAACGGCGGGUGUUUGAUGCUGAGCUGGCACACGCGGCCCCUCAUCGCCACCUCGGCGUGGCGGCUGGCGGCAGGGGGAGCUGGGGGCUAG